AUGGUGUUCGAGUCUUUGGUCAGCGACCUUCUCAACAGGUUCAUCGGGGACUACGUGGAGAACUUGGACAAGUCGCAGCUCAAGAUUGGAAUCUGGGGAGGAAACGUCGUCUUGGAGAACCUGCGAGUGAAGGAAAAUGCGCUGAGUGAGUUUGACAUCCCGUUCAAGGUGAAGGCCGGACAGAUAGGCACGCUGACCUUGAAGAUCCCCUGGAAGAACCUGUACAACGACGCCGUCGUGGCCACGCUGGAUGGCCUCUACCUGCUGCUCGUGCCCGGCGCCACCAUCGAGUACGACGAGGCCAAGGAGGAGCGCUACCGGCAGGAGGCCAAGCAGCGGCAACUGCAACGUGUCGAGGAUGCGCUCCAGAUGGCGGCCAAGCGAGCGGCACCAAGUGGCGAGCUGCUCUUGGGUCUGGAAAGCCUUGUCUGUCAGGAGAUGUCCAACGUGCCAAAAGGAUGUCCAAAAGACAAAAAGCACAAAAAAGCUCUGCGGAGGUUGAAACGCAAUCACGCAGGCAAGUCGGAGAAAGCCAAGGAGGAGAGGAAGGACUCCUUCAUGGAGAAAGUGGCCACGCAAGUCAUCAAGAACCUGCAGGUGAAGAUCAGCGGCAUCCACCUGAGAUACGAGGACGACGUGUCCGACCCGCAGCGCCCCCUGUCGGUGGGAGUCACCCUGGCGGAACUCAGCCUACAGACGACCGACGACAACUGGAAGCUGUGCAUCCUCAACGAAGCGGCAAAGAUCACCUACAAGCUGGGCCGCCUGGAGUGUCUCUGCGCCUAUUGGAACGUAAAGAGUCAAAUGAUGUGCCGCCGAGGAUCGUGGCGAGACAUUGUGGAUGGGCUCAAGUGUGAAAUCGCCAGCAAGGACCGGGAGCCGCCUCACUACCACUACAUUUUCAAGCCCAUCUUCGCUUCGGCCCAAAUGCGCAUCAACCCCAAUGCCGAGCAGGAACUGGACUCCCCGAAAGCCCGAGUGCACCUGGAGGUCCAAAACAUCGACGUCCAGAUCACCAAAGCUCAGUACGUGACCAUGGUGGAGAUGCUGGAGUCCGUAGACCGCAUGGUGAGGAACGCCCCCUACAGGAAGUUCCGGCCCAACGUCCCGGUCGGCGCCGCCGCCGCCAUCUGGUGGCGCUACGCCUUCAGCAGCAUCCUAGAAGUUCACGUCCGCCGCUCGUGCCGCAUGUGGUCCUGGUCCAACAUGAGGCGGCACCGCCAGCACGUCAAGGCCUACAAGACGGCCUACAAGAGCAAAAUUCUGAGCCAGAACAAGCCGGGCCCCGACACCGAGAGCCGACUUCAGGACCUGGAGAAAGUUCUAGAUGUCUUCAAUAUCACCUUGGCUCGACAGCAGGCCCACAUGGAGGUGCUGCGCUCGGGACAGAAGCUCGCCGCCAAGAAGGCUCGGGGGGUCCAGAAGCAGGGCGGAUUCUUCAGCGGCUUCUUUGGCCGCAAGGCCCGGAAGGAGGAGUGCGAGUCGGACGAGGCUGAGGGCUCGGCUUUGGACGGCAUCAUGACGGCGGAGGAGAAGGAGAAGCUCUACGCCGCCAUCGGUUACAGCGCCAGCUCGCGUGACCCGGCCCUGCCCAAACAGUACGUCGCUGUGGAGCUCAGCUUUCGGCUCUUCCGGACCUCGGUGACAGUCAGAGAGCAACCCGGCGUUGCGGAAAUCCUCCAGGUCCAGAUGACUCAGCUCAGCACCAAAAUCUCCCAGAGACCCGGAGCCCAGGCCCUCAGGCUGGAGGCGUCUCUGCAGCAGUGGAGCGUGACGGGCCUGGACGCCGGCACCGGCGCGCCUUCCCUCAUCUCGUCGGCGGGCGACUCGGCGGCGGCGGCGCUGCUCCGCGUGGCCUUUGAGCUCAACCCCGACGACAGCCCGGCCGAUCACGUCGUCCGCGUCCACUCGCAGCCCGUGCAGAUCAUCUACGACGCCAUGACGGUGAACAGCUUGGUGGAGUUCUUCAGGAUGGCCAAAGGCAUGGACCUGCAGGUGCUGACCUCAGCGACGCUUUCCACCCUGGAGGAGCUGAAAGAAAAGACGGCAGCAGGUUUGUCUCACAUCAUCGAGACGCGCAAGGUGCUGGACCUAAAGAUGGACCUGCGUCCGUCCUACCUUCUGCUGCCCAAGUCCGGCUCCUACUCGGACACUUCCGAGCUCAUCGUGGUGGACUUUGGAAACCUCCAGUUCAACAGUGUUGACGAGGACGUGCGGUCGCCGUCCUUCUCGUCUCUGGAGGAGAUCAUGGACCGAGCGUAUGAGCGAUACAGCGUGCAACUGCGACGGGUGCAAGUCCUCUACAGCGAGUCGGGUAACGAGUGGAAGAAUUCUUCUGGCCAGCACAUCCUGCGGCCCCUGGACCUGACGCUUGGCCUGUCCAAGUGCAUGGUGGACAAGGACGCCCGGAUGCCCAGGUUGAAGCUUUCGGGCGAGCUGCCUCUAGUGCACAUCAAGAUGUCGGACGAAAAGAUGCGCAAGGUGGCCGAUCUGCUCGGCAGCAUCCCGCUGCCCCGCCCGUCCUCGGCGCCGUCCACGCCCGCAGACAAGGUGGCGCCGCCGACUAUGUCGUCAGCGGGAGCCCUCUCCCUCCAUCCCGCGCUCCUGAGCGUGGUCGAGACGGAUUCGGACGGCAGCGACAAGUCGCCGGAGGACGAGCCGGGCCGGCGCCGGGCCCCGGAGGAGCUGACCGACCUUCAGUUCAAGUUUGAAGUGAAAGAGGUGCUGCUGGAGCUGACGCGGCGGCAAGCCGAGCGGGAGGAGACGGUGCUGGCGCUGGCCGUUUGGCAGCUGGGGGCCCGGGGCGAGAUACGCACCUACGACAGCAGCGUCUCGUCCUACCUGAAGAGAAUGGCGCUGGACUACUGCGACACGGCAGACGACCGGCCUCUCCAUCUGAUCGGCUGCUCGGAGCAGCGCGACGGCGAGCUUCUCAAGGUGGACUUUAUCAAGGCGGAUCCCAGCGGGCCCGCCUUCCGGACGCUCUUUGACAACACGGAGCAAACGCUCAAGGUGGAGUUUUCCUCUCUGGACUUUCUUCUGGAUGCCCAAGCCUUGCUGUCCGCCACGGAGUUCCUGUCCAGCGCCAUGGCGUGGCGACGUCCUUCCGAACGUGGCGACGUCAGGAAGCCGGCGGACAAAGAUUGGGACAGAGCAGUGCGCAAAGGCGUCAAAGACACGGACGUGUUGAGCCUGAAGUUGUUGGCCACGCUGGGAUGUUUCCACGUGGAGCUGAGCGACGACCGCCGCAGCAUCGCCGACAUUCGAGUCAAAGGCAUGGACGCCUCGGUGCUGGUGCGGGCCCAACGGACGGAGGUGUCCGCUCGCCUCCGGGACAUGGUGGUGACCGACGUCGACCCCAAAUGCAUUCACAGAAAGGCCGUGUCCAUCAUGGGCCAGGAGGUGUUCAGCUUCAAGCUGCAUUUGUUUCCGGGGGCCACCGAGGGGGACGGCUACUCGGACACCUCCAAGGUGGACGGGAAGCUCACCCUGCGCCUCGGCUGCAUCAAGAUGCUCUACUUGCACAAAUUCCUCAUGUCGCUGCUGAUGUUUGGCGACAAGUUCCAUCCGGCCAAAGAAGCGGUGAGCGCGGCCACGGCUCAGGCGGCGGAAAAGGCGGCGUCCGGCGUGCGCCACUUGGCCCGCAAGAGUUUCCGCCUGUCCACGGACAUCAAGCUGAAGGCGCCGCUCAUCGUGGUGCCCCAGUCGUCCGUCUCCCGCAACGCCGUCCUGGUGGACCUCGGCCUCAUCACCGUGUCCAACAGCUUCAGCCUCGUCGUCUCCCAAGAAUCAGCGCUGCCCGCCGUGGUGGACAAGAUGGAGAUUCGGCUCACGCAGCUCAAGCUCUCCAGAACAACCCUGAGCGGGGACUCGUCUUGGACCCCGGACAUCGAGAUCCUGGAGCCUACCGACGUGGAGCUGGCCGUCACUCGAAACAUGGCCUCGGCCUGGUUCACCCAGAUCCCGGGCGUGCAUGUGCAAGGAGUCCUGCGCUCUCUGAAGGUGAGCGUAGGGGAGGAGGACCUGGCCAUGCUGAUGAAGGUUCUGCUGGAGAAUAUCGGCGAGGGUAGUCGAGAGCACGGCAAGGCGCGGGGCGGCAGCGGGGCUCCGGACAAGGUAGAGCUCGGUGAGCGGCCGGCGGCGACGAGGCAGGCGAGCGACGGUGAGCCAGAGACCGGCGCUGAUCCGGAGACCGGCGCUGAUCCGGAGACCGGCGCUGAUCCGGGGCCCGGCGCUAACGGGGGACCCGGCGACAACGUCGUCGACAUCCUACUGAACUUUGAAAUCAGACAGGUCCUGCUGAGCCUGAAGAAGAAGGUGGACGGCAAGGCGGGCGAGAUGGAAUGUCCCUUCCUGGUGUUCCGGCUGGCUCACUUGGGCACGGACGCCAAAGUGAGAAAGCACGACACCUGCGCCACCACGUACCUCAGCGAGAUGACGCUCACCUGUCUGGAGUUCCCAGACUCCGGCGGCCAUCCCCUGCGUCUGGUCAGCUCGUCGGCGGGGCCCGAAGCCGGGCUACUCAAAGUCCAGUACUUGAAGGCCGACCGCGACGGACCCAACUUCUCCAGCGUGUACAAGAACACGGAACGGAUGAUCAAGGUGACCUUCAGCUCCCUGGACCUCACGCUCCACACGCAAGCUCUCCUGUCGGCCGCCAACUUCCUGUCGGGCGUCACGACGUCUCCCGAGAGGACGGCCGGGCCCGAGACUGAAGAUGGCAAAAUGACAGGCGCCAAGUCCAGUAAGUCCUCCCGCCCUGCGGAUGGAUGGCCUUUGUGGCUGCUAGCAGCACGUUUGCCGCAUUUGCCGCCAGACCUCGCCGGCGCGUCACCCGAGCUGGCCCAGAUCAUCGGUCUGAAGGUGAUGCUGGCUUUGGGGGCCUUCAAUGUCCUGGUGUGCGACCAGAGCGGCGACAUCGCCCACAUCCAAAUCCAAGGUCUGGACGGCUCGCUGCUGGCGCAGGGACCUCAGACCCACGUGUCGGCACGCCUGAAGGACUUUGUGGUCCUCAACGUGGAUCCUGCCAGCGUCCACAAGAAGGCCGUCUCCAUCGUUGGGGGGGACGAGGUGUUCAGUUUCUCGCUGAGUCUGACUCCCAACGCCACGGAAGGCCCCGGCUACGCCGAUACGUCCAAAACGGACGGCCGGGUCAAGCUGAACGUGGGCUGCAUCCGGGUGGUCUACCUGCACAAGCUGGUGGUCGCCCUCCUGAACUUCAGCAAUAACUUCCAGACGGCCAAAGCGGCCGUGAGCGCGGCCACGGCUCAGGCGGCGGAGAGGGCGGCGUCCGGCGUCCGGGACCUGGCUCAGAAAAGCUUCCGUCUGUCGGCCGACAUCAGGCUGAAAGCGCCUCUGGUGGUGGUCCCCCAGUCGUCCGCCUCCUACCGGGCCCUGCUCAUGGACCUGGGUCUGAUCACCGUGUCCAACUCUUUUGCUCUCCUGCCCGUGGACGGAUGCCCUCUGCCGGCCGUCAUCGACAACGUGCACGUGGAGCUCACGCAGCUCAAACUGUCCAGGAACUGCUUGGACCCCAGCCCGGGCGGAGCCUCCUCCAGCGAGCUUCUCCGAGCAGUCAACCUGAAGCUGAGGGUCAGCAGGAACUUGGCCGCAUCCUGGUACGACCAGAUGGCCGCCGUGGAGGUGGACGGCGACCUCAAGCCCAUGAAGGUGGCGCUGAGCCAGGAAGAUCUGAAAAUGCUGCUGCAGAUCUUGACGGAGAACAUAGCGGAGGCCGACAGCCUGCGGCCGAGCGACCCGAGAGCGGGAACGGCUUUGCCGCUCGGGCAACCUGCGGGCCCUCAGACGGCAGGUGGGGCUGGCAACCGGGUUACCUUGGAUGAGGACCAGGAUCAAAGUGCGGAGUCCAUCAAGUUCAAUUUCAGUAUCGAGUCGCUCGGAUUGGUUUUGUACACGGAUCGACCCGCGCAGUCUUCGGACCAGGAGAACCUGCGUCUGGGCGAGUUGGCCCUGCACCUGCUCAAGGCCUCCGGGAAGGUCUGGAACAACGGCAGCAUGGAGUUCAGCACCAUCCUGACCAACUGCACUUUGGACGACCAGAGGACGGCCGUGCGCAGGGUCACCUCGCGGAUGGUGAGCCGUCAAGACUCGGAGAGCUCCGAGCCCAUGAUCGACGUGACUUACCGGCAGAGCGGCGAGCGCUCGCUGGUGGCCGUCCUGCAGAAACUCUACGUGUGCGCCAGCGUGGAGUUCCUGAUGGCCGUGGCCGACUUCUUCCUGCGGGCUCUGCCGCGGCGGCCCCCCCCGAAUGCCGCGCCGAGCGCCAGGCCGGCAGCCAGAGCGGCGGCGGGACAGAGGACCGAGGAGGCCAAGGCCGCGUCGGCGCCGAGGACCAGCGUGCGCGCGGUGGUAGUGGACCCGCAGGUGGUGUUCGUGGCCAGCCUGAUGAAGGCGGACGCCCCGUCCCUGGUGGUGUCCUUCCAGUGCGACCUGAGCCUGGAGUCGGAGAGCGGAACCCAGACGGCCAAGGCCCAUCUGCGGACCCUCAGGGUCCUGGCCUGCCCCCUCAUCCGCGACAAGGAGGACAAGACCGUUACCACGGUUUUGAGACCCUGCUCCCUUGUCGUGCAAGCCAAAAGAGGUCCCGGCCAACCACUGAGCGGAUCCGUCACGGUGGAGGAGGUCGUCGUCAAGAUUUCGCCCUUCAUCCUGAACACGGUCAGCACCAUAAUGGCGGCGGCGGCGGCCAUGCCACGGGACGGCGAGCGGACGGAAGAGCAGCGGGAGGACCUCAAAGACCUGUGGCUCACCAAGAAGGUCCACGCUUGCAACUACUGGUUCCUGGGCGUGGAGCAGGCCACCGAGGUCACCGAGAACUUUGGCGACCGGGAGGCCCUGAACGUGGGCCAGCGCUUUGCCGCCCAAGUCCAAGUGAUCCGGGUGACCCUGGAAUCGGGCCUGGGCCACCGAACCGUCCCGCUGUUGCUGGCCGAGUCCUCCUUCAGCGGCUGGGCCGAGAACUGGUCGUCGCUCUUGCAGCUCAAAGGCAAUAUGACUCUGGAGGUCAACUACUUUAACGAAGUCCACGCCGUGUGGGAGCCGCUGAUUGAGCGCCUGGACGGCGGCGCGCGCCGGUGGAGCCUCCAGCUAGAGAUGAAGACAAAUCCCGUCCAGGACAAAAGUCCGGUCCACGGAGACGAGUUUGUGAUCCUUCCGGAACCGUGCACGGCCGUCAACAUCUGCUCUGGCGACUCCCUGAACGUCACCCUGUCGCGCUGCGGCCUCAACGUCUUCAGCAACCUCGCCAAGGCCUUCAACGAGGGCGCGGCGUCCACCUUUGAGCCGUCCAUGAAGGAGAAAGCUCCGUUCGCCAUCUUCAACGCUCUGGGCAUCCCGCUCCUCGUGCAGCACAGCGCCAACUUGAGAUCGGUGGGCGAGGCGCGGCCCGGGAAACUGCACGAGCUGCCGGACCAGAGCAGCGUGGAGCUGGAACAUUCCGUCUCGGAAGCAAACUCAUCUCGGGGCAAACUGUCCGCUCUGCAGCGGCAGGAGAGCUGCUUGUUUCACCUCACCAUCGUGCCCUCGGGCUACAGCGAGAUCACCGACGUCCCCGUGGACAAGCCGGGCCGCCGCCUCUACAACAUCCGCGGGCCCGAGUUACAGCGGGCCGUGUCGCUGGUGGUCCAGAUCGACGCCGCCGACGGCAACAAGCUGGUGACGGUUCGCUCGCCCCUGCAGAUCCAGAACCACUUCUCGGUGCCGUUGGGCAUCCUCAAGUUCUGCCCGUCGACCCGCAGCCUGCAACCGGUGGGAGUGGCCCACCCUGACAAGGAAUUCCACAUCCCGUUGGACGCCUACAGGUGUGAGCUGUACGUGCGUCCGGCGUCGGGUCUGCCGUACGGCCCGUCGUCCACGUGCGUGUCCUGGAAGGAGGAAGUGCACCGCAGCUCGGAGGUGCGCUCGCUGCUGCAGUGCCCCCCGCUGGAGGCUGACGGCAGCGGGGCGCUUCCCCUGACGGUCAGCACGCUGGCUGCACCUGACUCCCUCAACCACAUCGGCAGCCGCGGCGAGGAUGACUGGGACCCGGCCUACGUGGUCCACCUGCACCCCGUGGCCACGCUCAGGAACCUGCUGCCCUACACGUUGCGCUACAUGAUGGAGAGCUGCGCCGACUCUCACGAGCUGACGGAGGGGAGCGCGUCGGACCUUCUGAACGCCCGCCUGUCCGGCGAGAUGGUCUCUCUGGUUCUGCUGCGCUACCUGGGCCGCGACUGGCACGGCCACCUGCGCCUGGACCGGAGCAUGCCCGAGUUCCUGGCCGUGCGCCUGACGUGCGACUCGGACGCCCGAGCCACCUUGGACCUGAGCGUCCGCGCCGCCCCGGCGCCGGGCCGCCUCCUGCUCUCCGUUUUCAGCCCCUUCUGGAUAAUCAACAAGACGCGCCGGGUCCUCCGCUACCAGGCGGAAGACAUCAGCGUCAAGCAUCCGGCCGACGUCCGAGACAUCGUCCUCUUCUCCUUCCGCAAGAAGAACCUGCUCGGCAAGAACAAGAUUCAGCUGUGCGUGUCCACCAGCUCCUGGUCGGACGGCUUCUCCCUGGACACGGUGGGGAGUAACGGCUGCGUGCGUUGCCCCGGCAACAACAAGACGGACUUCCUGGUGGGCGUGAGCAUCCGGAUGAGCAGCUUCAACCUGACCAAGAUGGUCACCAUGAGUCCCUUCUACACACUGGUCAACAGGUCCUCCUUUGAGCUGGAGGUCGGCGAAGUCGUCGGCGCCGCCACCAAGUGGCACUACGUCCCCUCCGCCGAGUGCCUCCCCCUGUGGCCCGAGAGCGCUUCGGGCAAGUUGUGCGUGCGGGCGGUGGGCUCGGAGCAGCCGUCCCGCUUUUUCUACUUUGACCGUCAGGACAACGGCACCCUGCUCGCCGUGGACACGUGCGGCGGCAUCACGGUGGACGUCAACGUGUCGGACCACUCGGCCGUCGUCGGCUUGGGCGACUACUACGAGGGGGCCGCCCCCGCCCUCCUGCUCAACCACACGCCCAGGGUGGACAUCAGCUACAAGCAGAGCGGGUGUUGCCACGUCCACCAGCUGAAGCCCGGCGAGGCGCGACGCUUCACCUGGGACGAGCCGACCGGCAUUCGAAGGCUCGGCUGGAGCUGCGCCCGACAUUCCGGAGAGACCGACCUUCUCCAGGACGACGUGGGUCAGUUCUCGUACGACGGCGUGUCCGAGGUUCACUGGGUGUCCUUCCUGGACGGCCGUCAGCGCGUCCUGAUCUUCACCGAAGACGUGGCCGUGGUGACCAAAGCGCGGCAGGCCGAAGAGCUGGAGCAGUUCCAGCAGGAAGUCCACGUCUCGCUGCAGAACCUGGGACUUUCCCUGGUGGACAACGCCAGCCGCCAGGAAGUGGCCUACCUUGGCAUUCCCAGUUCUGGCGUGGUGUGGGAGAUCAAGCGGAAGAAUCGUUGGAAGCCGCUGAGUCAGAAGCACAUCGACCUGUUGGAGAAGACCUACCAGAGCGUGCAGAGCGGCCAGUUGCCGGCCGGUUGGACUCAAGUGGACGCCAACCUGGAGGUGAACCUCAGCGCCGCCAUCAUGGCCAUGCGGCAGCCCUUUUCCUGCCCGCUGCGGAGGAACUUCCUAUCGGGCAUCCAGGUGGAGUUGAAACGAUCUCAGCACCAGCGGAGCCUCCGGGCGCAACUGCACUGGCUGCAGGUGGACAACCAGCUUCCGGGCGCCAUCUUCCCCAUUGCGUUCCACCCGGUUCCUCCUCCCAAGUCCAUUGCUCUGGACUCAGAACCCAAGCCCUUCGUUGACGUGUCCGUCAUCACACGCUUCAACCAGCGCAGCAACGUCACGCAGUUCAAAUACUUCAUGGCAUUGGUCCAGGAAAUGGCAGUGAAGAUCGAUCAAGGCUUCCUGUCGGCCAUCGUGGCCCUGUUCGGCCCCGCGAGUGAGCCCCGAGCCCGAGGACAGAAGAGUCAUCUGAUCCGGCCAGAUGUGGAGAUGCUGGAGGCUGAACUGAUGGAAAGUUCUCUGAGUGACCCGUCAGGGCUCAACUUCUUUGAGCACUUCCACAUCUCGCCCAUCAAGCUGCACCUGAGUUUGUCGCUGGGCUCCAGCGGCGGCGAGGCCUCGGGCCAGGCUGCCGCCGCCACGGAGUCGCUCAACCUGCUCCUGACGAGCAUCGGAGCCACACUGACCGACGUGGACGACCUCAUCUUCAAGCUGGCCUACUUUGAGGUCAAGUACCGCUUUUACCGCAGGGACAAGCUGAUGCGGGCGGUGGCGCGACACUACAGCCAGCAGUUCUUGGCGCAGAUGUAUGUCUUGGUUCUCGGUCUGGACGUGCUGGGAAACCCGUUUGGACUCAUCCGAGGUCUGUCCGAGGGGGUGGAAGCCUUCUUUUACGAGCCUUUUCAGGGGGCGGUCCAGGGCCCGGAGGAGUUUGCCGAAGGUUUUGCCAUCGGAGUGCGGAGCCUCUUGGGUCAUGCCGUGGGUGGAGCCGCAGGCGCGGUGUCCAGGAUCACCGGCUCGGUGGGCAAAGGCCUGGCGGCCAUUACCAUGGACAAAGAGUACCAACAGAAACGCAGGGAGGAGAUGAACAGAACCCCCAGAGACUUUGGGGAGAGCUUGGCCAAAGGCGGCAAAGGACUUCUCAAGGGUGUCGUCAGCGGAGUCACCGGCAUCGUCACCAAACCGGUGGAGGGGGCCAAGAAGGAGGGCGCGGCGGGUUUCUUCAAAGGCAUUGGCAAAGGCCUUGUGGGCGUGGUGGCCCGGCCCACCGGCGGCAUCGUGGACAUGGCCAGCAGCACCUUCCAGGGCAUCCAGAGGGCAGCAGAGUCCACGGACGACGUCGUCAAACUUCGUCCGGUUCGCCUGAUCCGAGAGGACGGAAUCGUUCGGCCCUACGACCUCACGGAAUCGCAAGGCUUUGACCUCUUUCAGCGUUCCGAGCUCAAGCUGGAGGGCGAAGUCUUCCGAGAUGGCUGUCCCGUUCCCGGACGCAGGAAGACCGACAUCGUCAUCACCAGCAGGAGGGUGCUGUGCGUCAAGGAGAUGGACUUUGUGGGCCACUUCAACAAAGACUGGGAGUGUUUCUUUGAAAACUUCUCCUCAGCUCCUACCGUCAGCGGAACACGAGUCAACAUCUACUGCAAGGAGCAGCGCAAGUUGAAACUUUCCAACAAAGACGCUCACGAGUCGACUCGCAGCAUCGAACUGAGAGAUGAAAAGGCAGCCCAGAGGAUGCUGGCGUCCAUCUUGGACGCUCAAGCGGCUCACCGGCAGCGUCGCAUGAGCCGACAAAAGUCGCAACGCUUCGUCACGACCGGCGAAGCGUGACGGAGGCGGGACUUCCCUGUCGCACAUUAGACGUGACCAAAGUCCCAGGUGUUUUUUUCUUUUUUGUCCUCAAGUUCAAGAUGAUUUUUGGUGGAUGAAUGGUAAAGAAAACACAAUGUCAACAAACAUAAGCCAAAAAGUGUGAGUGUCUAUAUCCACUUGUAUUUAGGGGCUAUUUUUGUAUGUUCUAUUCUGGAGGCUUCUGACCAAUGUUGCCAAGGUCUGAAAGACACUUGACUACGUAUAUUUGGAAAGAAUCUGUUGAUUGUGUCAUGAUAGCUUGAAGUAAGUGCAUUGUCAUUCAUUUCAGGCCAAAUGAUUGUUUCUUUGUUUGUCAAUAAAAGACGAGGCAAGCCAAAA
Syngnathus acus (greater pipefish) is the source of this 11670-nucleotide messenger RNA. RefSeq names its product vacuolar protein sorting-associated protein 13C-like. The record is from RefSeq and is a predicted model, not a curated record. Gene Ontology annotation, biological process: protein targeting to vacuole; mitochondrion organization; protein retention in Golgi apparatus. Lineage: Eukaryota; Metazoa; Chordata; Actinopteri; Syngnathiformes; Syngnathidae. Gene Ontology annotation, cellular component: extrinsic component of membrane.